Orycteropus afer afer is the source of this 3474-nucleotide messenger RNA. The record is from RefSeq and is a predicted model, not a curated record. NCBI's taxonomy places the organism in Eukaryota, Metazoa, Chordata, Mammalia, Tubulidentata, Orycteropodidae.
AUGGGUUAUGCCCAGGUGGAGGUCCUGGCUUCAUAUCAUGGGUUCAACCUAGACGUGGAGGAGCCCACAGUUUUCCAAGAGGACGAAGCCAGCUUUGGGCACAGCAUGGCUCAAUAUGGUACUCGACUUGUGGUGGGAGCCCCUUUGGAGGUGGUGGCAGCCAACCAAACAGGACGGUUGUAUGACUGUGCAUACCACACCCGCACAUGCCAGCCCAUUGCACUGUAUGUCCCCCCAGAGGCUUUGAACAUGUCCCUGGGACUGUCCCUGACAGCCACCACCAACUCCUCCUGGCUGCUAGCCUGUGGCCCGACCUUGCACAGAGCCUGUGCAGAGAAUCUGUAUGCAAAAGGAUCCUGCCUCCUGUUGGACUCCCACCUGCAGAUCAUCCGGACAGUCCCAGCUGCCCUGCCGGAGUGUCCAAAGCAAGACAUGGACAUCGUUUUUUUGAUCGAUGGCUCCAGCAGCAUCGACAAAAGUGACUUUGACCUCAUGAAGGACUUUGUCAGAGCUGUGAUGGGCCAGUUUACCGACACCAAUGUCCUGUUCUCCCUGAUGCAGUACUCAGACCGCCUGGAGAUCCACUUCACCUUCACCCAAUUCCAGACCAGCCAGAACCCUCAGAGCCUGGUGGAUCCCGUUGUCCAACUGAAGGGCUUGACGUUCACUGCCACUGGCAUCCAGACUGCCGUGACCAAACUAUUUCAUAGUAAGAGUGGGGCCCGCAAAGGUGCCAAGAAGAUCCUCAUUGUCAUCACAGAUGGGCAGAUAUACAAAGACCCCCUGAAAUAUAGCGAUGUCAUCCCCCUGGUGGAGAGUGCAGACAUCAUCUGCUAUGCCAUUGGGGUGGGAGAUGCCUUCCAGGAACCCGCUGCCAAGGAAGAGCUGAACACCAUUGGCUCAGCACCCCCGCAAGACCACGUGUUCAUGGUGGACAACUUCGCAGCACUUGGCAGCAUCCAAAAGGAGCUUCAGGAGAAGAUCUUUGCAGUUGAGGGAACCCAGAUGAGGACAAUUAGCUCCUUCCAGCACGAGAUGUCUCAAGAAGGCUUCAGUUCAGUCCUCACAAUGGACGGACCAGUUCUUGGGGCUGUGGGGAGCUUCAGCUGGUCUGGAGGUGCCUUCCUGUACCCUCUAAAUAUGAUCCCCACCUUCAUCAACAUGUCUCAGGAGAAUGUGGACAUGAGGGACUCUUACCUGGGUUAUGCCACUGAGUUGGCCUUUCAGAAGGGGGUGCAGAGCCUCGUUCUGGGUGCCCCCCGCCACCAGCACACUGGCAAGGUUGUCAUCUUCACCCAGGCGUCAAUGCAAUGGAUACUGCAGGCUGAAGUCAUGGGGACCCAGAUUGGCUCCUACUUUGGGGCCUCCCUCUGCUCCAUGGAUGUGGACAAAGAUGGCAGCACUGACCUGGUUCUCAUUGGGGCCCCCCAUUACUAUGAGAAGACGCGGGGGGGCCAAGUGUCUGUCUGUCCCUUGCCUCAGGGGCAGGCUAAGUGGCAUUGUCAGACUGUUCUCUAUGGGGAGCAGGGCUAUCCUUGGGGCCGCUUUGGAGCAGCCAUGACAGUGGUGGGGGACAUGGACGGGGACAAGCUGACAGAUGUGGCCAUUGGGGCUCCAGGGGAGCAGGAGAACCAAGGCGCAGUCUACUUAUUUCAUGGAGCAUCAGGACGAGGCGUCAGCCCCACCCACAGCCAGCGGAUCACAGCCUCCCAGCUCUCUCCCAGGCUCCAGUAUUUUGGGCAGUCACUGAGCGGCGGUCAGGAUCUCACCAAGGACGGACUGGUAGACUUGGCUGUGGGGGCCCAGGGACACUUGCUGCUGCUUAGGAGUCGGCCUGUGCUGAAAGUAAGGGGAGCUAUAAGAUUCACCCCCGCAGAGGUAGCUAAAGUUGUGCACCAGUGCUGGGAGGAGGUGCCCACCACCCUGGAAGCUGGGAAUGCCACAGUCUGUCUUACUAUCCACAAAAGCUCCCUUGACCAGCUGGGUGAUGUCCAAAGCUUCAUCAGGUACGACCUGGCAUUGGACCCAGGUCGUCUGAUUUCUCGUGCCAUCUUUGAUGAGACCAAGAACAGGACUUUAACUCGAGGAAAAAUCCUGGGGCUAGGAGAUCACUGUGAAACUGUGAAGCUGCUUUUAUCAGACUGUAUAGAGGACUCUCUGAGCCCCAUCAUCUUGCGCCUCAACUUCUCCCUGGUGGGACAGCCCAUUGCUUCAUCUCAGAAUCUUCGUCCCGUGCUGGCUGUGGGCUCACAGGACCACUUUGCUGCUUCUCUCCCCUUUGAGAAGAACUGUGGACAAGAGCACCUCUGUGAAGGAGACCUGAGUGUCAACCUCAGCUUCUCAGGCCUGCAGACUCUAAUGGUGGGGAGCUCCCUAGAGCUCAAUGUGAUAGUGACUGUGAGGAAUGACGGUGAGGAUUCCUACAGAACUGUGAUCAACUUCUACUACCCACCAGGGCUGUCCUUUCGGCGGGUGUUAGGGACCCAGAGCCAACCUGAUCAGCGCCCUCUGCGCCUGGGAUGUGAGGCAGUGCCCCCUGGGAGUGAGGAGCUGAGAAGCACCAGCUGCAGCGUCAACCACCCCAUCUUCCGAGGAGGCAGGGAGGGAAACUUCAUAGUCACAUUCGAUGUCUCUCCCAAGGCCACCCUGGGAGACAAGCUGCUUCUGAUGGCUAACGUGAGCAGUGAGAAUAACAAACCUGCAACCAACAAGACUACCUUCUGGCUGGAGCUCCCAGUGAAAUAUGCAGUCUACACGACAGUCAGCAGGCAGGAAGAAUCCACCAAGUACUUCAACUUUUCAACUUCUGAUAAGAAGAAUAGGAAAGAGGCCAAACAUGGAUAUCAGGUAAACAACCUGAGUCAGAGAGAUUUGGCCAUCAGCAUUAAUUUCUGGGUUCCCAUCAUGCUGAACGGUGCAGCUGUGUGGGAUGUGGCUGAGGUGGCCCCUUCAAAGAGUCUCACCUGUAUGUCAGAAUUGGAACCUCCCCAACGUUCUGACUUCCUGACCAGGAUUCCAAGGAGUCUUGUGUUGGACUGCUCCAUUGCUGUCUGUCUGAGGUUCCACUGUGACAUCCCCUCCUUCAGCAUCCAGGAGGAACUUGACUUCGACCUGAAGGGCAACCUCAGCUUUGGCUGGGUCAGCCAGAUGCUACAGAAGAAGGUAUUGAUCAUAAGUGUGGCUGAAAUUACAUUUAACAGAUCCAUGUAUUCCCAGCUUCCAGGACAGGAGGCAUUUUUGAGAGCCCAGAUGGAGACAGUACUGGAAGAGUAUGAAGUCUACAAUCCUAUCCCCAUCAUAAUGGGCAGCUCUGUGGGAGGAGUUCUGCUGCUGGUUCUCAUCACAGCUACACUGUACAAGCUUGGCUUCUUCAAACGUCAAUACAAAGAAAUGCUGGAUGACAAGGCUGAAGACACUACUACAUUCAGUGGGGAGGGUUUCAGCCAUGAGACCCCAAAUUUGUCUCUAUCUUAA